AUGCAAAUUGCCGUUGAUGGGAUAUGGAAUACAGUUAAAUAUAAAGAAGGUUUCAUAGCUUAUUCUGAUUCUGAUACUAUUACCUGUACAGAUAUAGUUCCAUAUGAUAAUAUUGAUGAUAUUCGAGUGGUUCCAAGCCCAUAUCAAUGUUGGUCAUCUAAGAAUCUUUAUUUUUAUUUAAUCGCGGAUUAUAUGCUUUGCGCGAUUUUUGCUUUUCAAGCAGGAGUUUUAUUCCUUAUGCAAUCAUUUUGGAGUUAUAUGGCUAGUCAAUUGAGUGGAAAACCAUUCAUGGAUUCAUGGGAAUUUCGUGCUUAUAAUGUGUGGGGCCUCAUAUCUUUCAUAAUUUUUCCAUUUACAAAAUGGUUAACAGGAAGAUUACUAAAUAUAAAUUACGUUGGGUAUAUACCUCAAAUUCUCUUUGCUAUGGUACUUGUUUUUAUUGUUAUAAUUGGGAUACGAAAUCAGCGAAAAUUAUGUUUCCUCGUACGAUCACUUCAAAAUCAAAAAUCUUCACAAGAAGCUAUUUUACGAAUUAGAUAUUUCAUAGAAAUGAAUAGAUUACUUAUUUUAGGAGUGGGUUUAGUUAGCGCUUGCAUGUUCAUUAUUGAUAUAGAUGCUAUGACUUUUGCUUAUAUUAGCAAUUACAGAAUUUUAAUGGAUUUAAUAAUGUUACAUAUGAACCUUGGUACCGCGAUCAUUUGGAUUACAAUUAUUUUAAUUGUAUAUCCUAGAUAUUAUAUGACUGGAAUACAUGGAAGUAAAGCAUUAAGCAAAAAAUCUUUGCGGAGUUUGUCCAUCGCUGUGGAUAAAACUGGCAUAACUAUAAGGAGACCUUCUUCAACUCAUGAAACCACUGCUCAUUUAAAUCCUUCUUCUCCGAUUAACCUCUUCUAUCGCUAUUUAUCUAAUCCUGCCUCACAAUCAACACCUUCCUUUUCUGAUAAUAAAACUGAUAAUAAUUUACUUAAUCGACAACAACGUGUGCAUUUUGAAUAG
Dentiscutata erythropus is the source of this 996-nucleotide messenger RNA. The record is from the annotation of a GenBank genome assembly. Lineage: Eukaryota; Fungi; Glomeromycota; Glomeromycetes; Diversisporales; Gigasporaceae.